AUGGCGCAGGCUACUCCGACAGCGCAGGAGAAACCAUGCCCAGUCGAGAAGCGCACGACGCAAGAGGUCAUCGACAAGCUCGGCUUGAUCCCAAACGAAGAGAAGGGAUACUUCAUAGAGGCUUUUAGGGACCCUGAAGCGAGCAGCAAUCGAAUCUCCUACCUCCUGGAAGCAUGCGACCAAGCAAAGGAACAUGUCAAGGUUAUCUACAUCUGGCCUGCCGAAUGCUUGAUUUCUAGAUUUGGCAACCAAUCUUCAAAAGUCACCACAAAGCUUGGCAUCAGCUUCUGA
Molecule: messenger RNA, 291 nt
Organism: Colletotrichum graminicola M1.001
Lineage: Eukaryota; Fungi; Ascomycota; Sordariomycetes; Glomerellales; Glomerellaceae
Exons: 2
Coding region: 1-291 (96 amino acids)
Source: RefSeq, a predicted model, not a curated record